AUGCGGGUCUUAUUUUGGAACAUUAAUGGAGUUGCCCGUGAUGCAGCUCAAGAUAAACUUAAGGAGUUAAUAAGAGAGUUUAAACCAGAACGUUUUUGCCUGGCUGAACCUAAGGUGCACUGCUCAGUAGCGUUUGGUAAUAUACUUCAAAGGGAAGGUUUUUCUCCUCAUGUUAUUCAUAAUGCUUCUUCUUCUAGUAUUGCUAAUGUUUGGGUUUGUUAUUCGAAUACUAUAAGUCCUUCAAUAGUUAAUGUCAAUAAGCAGGCCAUUACUCUUGAGGUUGACCGGGUUCAUGUUUCUUUUGUUCAUGCUAGCUAUAUUCAAGUUACCAGGAGAAGACUUUGGCAACAACUUAGUAUUCAUGAUGACUCUACUUUUUGUUUAGUCAUCGGUGAUUUCAAUUGUAUCCUUCGUCUUGAUGAUAAAAGGGGUGGUCUUGAGCCAAGAACUUCUGCUAUUAAUGAGUUUUCAGAUUGGUUGGAUGACAACAGUCUUUUUGAAGCUGAUGCUUUGGGUACUAAAUUCACUUGGACAAAUAGACAAUCGGGUACUGAUAGGAUUAUUAGUAAACUUGAUCGUGAUGUUAUUAAUGCAGCAUGGCUUGCAAAGUUUGAGAAUUGGCGGUCUCUUCCAAAAAGAGCUUCUAUUCGCAUUCAAAAAAUGUGGUUCUUGCAUACUGAUUUUCUUCGUAUGUUUAGUGAAAGUUGGAAUAUGCCAUUUCAUGGCUCUCUUGACUUCAUAUUUACUUAUAAACUCAAGAGUCUAAAGGGGGUGAUCAAGGAAUGGAAUCUUGCGAUUUUUGGUAAUUUUCAUUCUCGGUUGAAGCAAGAUCAACUGAGGUUUGAAUCUGCGGCUCUUUGCUCGGAUGAGGAUCCUAAUGAUGCUACCAAACUUAAUCUUAUGAAGGAUGUUAUGUCUAGGAUUAGUGAGACUCGGAUUCAACAUAACACUAUGCUUAAACAAAAAUCAAGGAAUCAAUGGCUUGUGGAGGGUUCAAGCAAUACUACUUUCUUCCAUAAUAGUAUUCGCAUUCGUAGGACUUCUAAUACUAUUUCUGAAUUAGUAGAUAGUAAUGGCCAUACUAUCUCUGAUUAUGAUCAGUUGCGUGACCAUGUGGUGCAGUUCUAUGAAGAAGAAUUUAAUGGCCAUGAGUCUAAAUAUGAUGCCAGUUUAUUUGAUUAUGAACAUGUUGGUAUCUCAGAGGAAGAAAGUUUUUCCAUGGACAGAAUUCCUACUCCUGACGAGAUUAAACAAGCAGUUUUUGAUCUUGUAGCUGAUAGUGCUCCAGGGCCGGAUGGUUUUUCUGGUUGUUUCUAUCGUCAUUGCUGGGAUAUUAUUCAAGAUGAUUUGAUUAAGUCUAUUAUUUUUUAUUGGAAUAUUGAUCAUAGUACAAAUAGGGUGAAUUCAAGUCUUAUCAUUUUGCUUCCAAAGAUCCUUACUACUAGACUUGGUAGUGUUUUGGAUAAUCUUGUUUCUGAGGAAAAGGUAGCCUUCAUGAAGGGUCGAAAUAUCCAUGAAAACAUUAGUUUGGCUUAUGAAAUGGUUAAUGAACUUUACAUCAAGCGUAAGGAUGGCAACAUUGGCCUUAAGCUUGAUAUUUCCCAGGCUUUUGACACGGGAAACCUUAAGAGCCUCAACAAUCUAGUGGAUUUGUUGGCCACUUUUCCUGAUCGUUACUUGGGAAUUCAAAUUAUCCAGGGCAGUGUUCGUUAUCAUCACAUUUCGGGUGUAGUGGAGAUGAUCAAUUCGCAACUUGCUGGUUGGAAAGGUUUUUUGUUAUCUUUCCAUGAUCGUUUGGUGUUUGUCAAGUCCGUUAUUGCUAGCUAUUCUAUUCAUAAUAUGGCUAUUUAUAAAUGGCCACGUAAAUUCAUUUUACAGUGUGAAAGAGCAAUUAGGAAUUUUAUUUGGUCGGGGGAUUCUAAUGUUAGUCGUGCUGUGGUUGUAGCUUAUGAUAAAGUGAAUGGUUUGAAGUCUUCUAUUCUUCCGGUUAUUAUAAGAGUGUACAAGAUUGUGGAAUCUAACACUAAAGUUUUGCUGGGUGAUGGUAGAGAUACUUCUCUCUAUUAUGACGCUUGGUUUUCAAAUAUGAGUAUUGCUGCAAUCCUUAAUGACUAUACCCUGGAUAGAAAUGUGCUGGUUAGUACUAUUUUGGUUGAUGGGCAUUGGAAUAUUCAUGUGGAACAUUUAGACCGAAUGACAGCUGCUGGACUAGAGGUUAACCUUUUGCCUACUCCCAUGGUUGGUGAAGAUUUACGAAUCUGGAUGCUAGAUUACAAGGGUGCUUUCACUGUUAGUUCAGCGAAGGAGCUAAUACGUCAGAAGUAUCCCAAGUUUGAAGGCGCAUCUAUUUUUUGGAGGAAGGAAAUACACCCUACUUUAGCUACCCAAAAUUGGAAAUUCUUGCGUAAUGCUUGUGCAACGUUGAAGAAACGAGCAAGUUUUUUAAGCGUCAACUCUUGCAUUAUAGUCACUACUGUUAGUGAAAUUAUAAACAGAUGGGGAGGGUUCACCAUCACUUUAGAGGAUGUAGUAGUCUUGUUGAAUCUUCCUUUUACAAGUAAUCUUCUUAGAGAGCUAUCAGCAGAAGAAAUUGUGAUAGAUGUGCUUCAAGCCAGUGGACAUUUUUUGAAGUCGUUUGAGAUUCCUUUUGCUAUUAAUAUGGGUAAAGAUGAGAAACUUCCCGUUGGUAAUCUGUUUUUGGGUUCGUUAUUCCCAAUUUAG
Molecule: messenger RNA, 2721 nt
Organism: Papaver somniferum (opium poppy)
Lineage: Eukaryota; Viridiplantae; Streptophyta; Magnoliopsida; Ranunculales; Papaveraceae
Exons: 9
Coding region: 1-2721 (906 amino acids)
Molecular function (GO): catalytic activity
Source: RefSeq, a predicted model, not a curated record